Messenger RNA from Parnassius apollo (apollo), 6417 nucleotides. The record is from the annotation of a GenBank genome assembly. NCBI's taxonomy places the organism in Eukaryota, Metazoa, Arthropoda, Insecta, Lepidoptera, Papilionidae.
AUGAUGUGGUCAUUAGGCACUGUAUUGGAACUAGACGAGCGCGCACGAAUGGCCGAAUUUAUGACUAAACUGCCUGUCAAAAUGGAUUGGCCCCGUGCCAGGUCAAAGGAGUGGGUCAUGCCUUUCGAGUAUAUGGUAAAUGAGUCUGGCGUUUGGCAACAUUGGUCUGAAAGCGUAGAGGAUUACAUUUACCCAUCAGACAGCGUACCAGAAUAUGCAUCAAUUCUUGUCCCAAAUAUAGAUAACGUGUGUAUCUCGUUCUUGAUUGAUACUAUUGCUAAGCAGAAUAAAGCUGUAUUACUCAUUGGAGAACAAGGAACGGCCAAAACUGUCAUGCUAAAAAGUUACAUGCAGAAAUAUGACAGUGAAGUAAAAUUAUUUAAAAUUGUAAAUUUUUCGUCUGCUACCACUCCUAACAUGUUUCAGAGAAUAAUCGAGUCAUAUGUAGAGAAACGUGUGGGUAUGACGUACGGACCUCCUAGCGGCCGAAGUAUGACAGUCUUCGUGGACGAUAUCAAUAUGCCAGUAGUAAACGAGUGGGGUGACCAGGUAACUAACGAAAUAGUUCGGCAAAUGAUGGAGUACGGUGGAUUUUAUUCGUUAGAUAAACCUGGAGACUUCACUAUAAUUGCGGACAUUCAAAUCUUUGGUGCUAUGAUACAUCCUGGUGGUGGUCGCAAUGAUAUUCCACCUCGCUUGAAGAGACAAUUCAAUAUUUUUAACUGUACUCUUCCUAGCAAUAUUUCUAUGGAUAGAAUUUUCGAAACCAUAAGUGCGGGCUAUUUCUGUAAGACCCGAUUUGAUAAAAAGAUUGUAGAGUUUAUGCCAAGGCUGGUACCUGUGACUCGUAUAAUUUGGCAACAAACAAAGGUUAAGAUGUUGCCGACUCCAGCGAAAUUCCACUACGUGUUUAAUUUGCGUGAUUUAUCAAGAAUUUGGGAAGGCAUACUGUAUAUCAAGAGAGAAGAACUGCAAAGUAUAGUAACUGUGCUGAAAUUGUGGUUCCAUGAAUGUGUCAGGGUUAUUUCAGAUAGAUUUACCACAUUCGAUGAUAAGGAUUGGUUUGUGGCCAACUUUUGGAAGACCGCAGCUCGUGAAUUACCCGAUGUUGUUAACGAAUUUCCAACCGAAGAAACAUUUUUCGUCAACUUCCUUAGAGAGCCCAUUGAUCCCACAGGCGAUGAGGACGAGGAUUUCAGUAUUGAAGCUCCUAAAAUAUAUGAAGAGAUACCUUCGUGGGAAUUUGUAUUGUCAAAACUAGUACAGUUCCAAGAACAAUUUAAUGAACAAAUUAGAGGAACGCGUUUAGAUUUAGUCUUUUUCCAUGACUGUAUGGUGCAUUUGUUUAUUAUAUCCCGAAUCAUAAAUACUCCUAGAGGAAAUGCUUUGCUUGUUGGUGUCGGUGGUUCCGGUAAACAGAGCUUGACUAAAUUAGCUUCAUUUAUAGCAAAUUUCAGAUUUUAUCAGAUCACGCUAACGAGGGCAUAUAAUGUCAACAACUUUAUGGACGACAUUAAAGUUUUGUACCGUGUAGCGGGAUUACAAGGUCUAGGCAUUACAUUUAUAUUUACCGAUAAUGAUAUUAAAGACGAGCAGUUCCUGGAGUUUCUUAACAAUAUUCUCAGUUCCGGCGAAAUCGCUAAUCUCUUUAAUAAAGAUGAAAUGGAUGAAAUUUUCAACCAACUGACACCUAUAAUGAAAAAGUUUGCACCAAGAAGGGUUCCCAUUCCAGAUGUGUUAUAUGAAUACUUUAUAAUGCGAUCCAGAGCUAAUUUGCAUGUCGUUUUAUGCUUUUCCCCGGUAGGUGAAAAAUUCCGUAGUAGAGCCUUGAAGUUCCCUGGACUUAUUUCCGGAUGUACAAUGGAUUGGUUUCAAAAGUGGCCAAAGGAGGCACUGAUAGAAGUUGCUCAACAUUAUCUAGCUGACUUCGAGGUUGUCUGCUCAGCGGAAACUAAAAAUCAGUUGAUCGAAGUAAUUGGCAUGGUUCAAGACAAUGUUGCUGAAGCAUGUUCAACGUACUACGAAAGAUUUAGAAGGCAGACCCAUGUCACCCCGAAGUCUUAUUUGUCUUUCUUGGAAGGAUACAAGGUUUUAUACAAGGAAAAACAUACUAAUAUUGCAGAAAUGGCAAAAAGAAUGACUACCGGUUUGGACAAGUUGGUUGAAGCUGCAGCAAGUGUGGAUAUUUUGAAAAAAGAACUGGAACUAAAAGAACUUGAAAUAAAGGAAGCUAGUGCUAAAGCAGAAGAGGUUUUGGAAGCCGUGGCUGAGUCAGCGGCAGCUGCUGAAGUAGUAAAGGGAGAAGUAUUGGCUGUAAAGGAACGUGCUGUCGAGCUGGUCAAUGUGAUUGCUGCAGAAACGGCAGUAGCUGAAGACAAAUUAGCAGCUGCGAAACCCGCUCUGGAUGCAGCUGAAGCUGCAUUAUUGACUAUAAAUGCUGCUGAUAUUGCAACGGUACGAAAAUUAGGCAAACCGCCAUUCCUGAUUACUCUUAUUAUGGACGCUGUAAUUAUUCUCUUCAGAAAACGCAUUGAUCCUAUUAAGCCUGAUCCCGAUAGACAGUUUUUAUUUGCUUCUUGGGGCGAGUCUUUGAAGAUUAUGGCUGAUGCAAGAUUCUUGAAUAAUCUUAAAAAUUAUCCAAAGGAUGAAAUUAACGCGGAAAUGGUUGACUUGUUACAGCCGUACUUCAAUUAUAGUCAAUAUACUUUUGAAGCCGCUAAAAUUGCAUGCGGUAAUGUAGCGGGGUUAAUAUCGUGGACCAUAGCAAUGGCACAGUUUUAUGCGGUGAACAAAGACGUGUUGCCGCUAAAGGCUAAUCUAGCCGUCAUGCAAGGCAAGUAUCAAGCCGCUAAGAAAGAACUCGAAGCUGCCGAAGCACAGCUAGAAUCCAAAGAGCGAGAAUUAGCAGACGUUCAGAAACAAUUUGAUGAGGCAAUGUCAUUGAAACAAGCCGUGUUGGACGAUGCCGCCAAAUGCCAGGAGAAAAUGGAUGCCGCAAUAGCGCUUAUUAACGGCCUUAGCGGAGAACGUGUGCGAUGGACAGAACAGUCAACGUUAUUCAAGUCACAGAUAGAGCGGCUGGUGGGGGACAUUUUGUUAUUAAUUGGAUUUUUGUCAUAUUCAGGACCUUUUAAUCAAGAAUACCGUAACUUAUUGGUUACCAACUGGCUCAGCGAGUUGAUAAAGCGUAAAGUACCAGUAUCUAUGAACUUAAGCAUAACAGAGGAACUUACUGACUCCGCCACGAUUGGAGAGUGGAAUUUAUAUGGAUUACCAACGGAUGAGUUAUCGAUACAGAAUGGAAUAAUCGUAACAAAAGCUGCUCGUUUUCCACUACUUAUAGAUCCACAAACACAGGGCAAAAACUGGAUCAAAAACAUGGAGAGAUAUAAUGACCUGAUUAUUACUACACUAAAUCACAAAUACUUUAGAAAUCAUAUUGAAGACUGUGUUUCUCUCGGUAGACCUCUUUUGAUAGAAGAUGUAGCAGAAGAGUUAGAUCCCGCUUUGGAUAAUAUUUUGGAGAAAAAUUAUAUUAAAAUUGGAUCAACAUACAAAGUCAAAUUGGGAGACAAAGAAAUUGAUGUGAUGCCCAGUCAUAAAAUCUAUAUUACCACUAAAUUACCUAAUCCUGCUUACACCCCAGAAAUAUCUGCACGUACUUCUAUAAUUGAUUUUACAGUUACUAUGCAAGGACUGGAAGAUCAAUUACUAGGUCGGGUGAUACUAACAGAAAAAGCAGAGUUGGAAGCAGAACGCACGCAACUAAUAGUAGAUGUGACCUCAAACAGGAGAAAGAUGCAAGAACUGGAAGAAAAUUUGUUACACAAAUUAACUACGAUACAAGGGUCUCUCGUCGAAGAUGUUACUUUGAUUCAAGUGCUAAAUGUCACAAAGGCAACAGCCACAGAAGUAAGAGAAAAAUUGGACGUAGCCAAAGAGACUGAAUCAAAGAUCAAUGCGGCUAGGGAAGAAUUUCGACCUGUAGCAACUCGCGGGUCCGUGCUGUACUUCUUGAUCUGCAAUAUGUCGCUCGUUUGCAACAUGUAUCAGACUUCGCUCGCCCAGUUCUUGGAACGUUUCGACAUUUCUAUGGAAAGAUCGACACGGAGCCCCAUUACAACGAAGAGGAUCAUGUUCAUUAUUGAUUAUUUGACUUUUGAUGUUUUUAAAUAUAUCAGCCGUGGUUUUUAUGAGAAGCACAAAUAUUUAUUUACUGUUUUGUUAACGCUUAAAAUCGAUUUACAAAGGGAAUAUAUUACACACGAAGAGUUCCAAACAUUUAUAAAGGGUGGUGCCGCCUUGGAUCUGAAUGCAUGUCCGCCAAAACCAUUUAAAUGGGUUACUGAUAUGUCGUGGUUAAAUUUAGUACAGUUGUCAAGUUUGCGACAGUUCACUAACAUUCUAAACCAGGUGACUAGCAAUGAAAAGGGUUGGAAAAGUUGGUUUGACAAAGAAGCCCCAGAAGAUGAACCUCUUCCAGAUGGUUAUCAUACACUAGAUGUUUUUAGAAAACUGUUGAUGGUUCGGGCUUGGUGUCCAGACAGAACAUUAUCACAGAGUUUAAAAUAUGUUAUAAGCUCAAUGGGUGCUAAGUUUUCUGAAGCUGUUAUUGUAAAUUAUGAACAAAUGGUUACCGAGGCUCGUCCAUUAGUGCCCCUUAUUGGUUUCCUGGCAAUGGGUUCGGAUCCGACGCCUUCAAUCGAAAUAACGGCAAAGCGAAUGGAAUGCAUUUGUUCGUCUGUCUCAAUGGGGCAGGGGCAGGAAAUUCAUGCCAGAAAACUCAUUGAUCGUGGUCUAAAAGAGGGUAUAUGGGUUUUGCUUCAAAACUGCCAUUUAGGUUUGGAAUACAUGGUCGAAGUUAUGGAACAAUUCGCUGAACUUGAAAAGGAACCUGAGAAAGUGCACGAAACAUUCAGGCUGUGGAUUACUACAGAAGUCCAUCCAAAGUUUCCAAUUACGCUGUUACAAAUGUCUAUUAAAUACACUUGUGAACCACCAUCAGGAGUCAAGGCUGGCCUCAUGAGAACGUAUGAUGCCAUGAGUCAAGACUUUUUGGAUUAUAGUGAUAGUCUAUUUUACUUGCCUUUAAUUUACAUGAUAUCGUUUCUUCAUACUGUGGUGCAAGAAAGACGCAAGUUCGGUCCUCUAGGUUGGAAUAUUCCUUACGAAUUCAAUUCUGCGGAUUGGCUAGCUUCUUGUAUGUUUAUACAAAACCAUCUCGAUGACUUAGAGGCUGGACAGCCAAUUAGUUGGACGACAGUACGUUACAUGAUAUCUGCUGUACAAUAUGGCGGGCGGGUGACCGACGACUACGAUAACCGCCUGCUGGCCACAUUUUGUAAGGUGUGGUUCACCGACCAACUAUUUUCGGAAGACUUCCAGUUCUAUAAGGGUUACGGUAUCAUGUCUUUUAAGAACAUCCCAGAAUAUAUUGAGGAAAUAGAGAAGAUGAAAACAGUUGACCCACCCCAAGUUUAUGGCUUGCAUACAAAUGCGGAUAUAACAUAUCAGCGAAAUGUGACGCAGGAGCUUUUGGAUACAAUAUUGUCUAUCCAACCAAAAGAGUCUAGUUCAGGCAGCGGUGAGACGCGCGAAGCAUCUGUAUAUAGACAAGCUAAAGAGAUGCUCGAAAAAAUUCCGCCUAAUUUCGAUCCACACGAAGUGAGAGAAAGAUUACGAUUUUACGGCAUACUUAAUUCGAUGGUGAUUUUCUUACGGCAAGAGAUUGAUCGAAUGCAAAGAGUUAUAACGUUGGUUAGAAACACUUUGAAGGAUUUGUUAUUGGCAAUAGAUGGUACUAUUAUAAUGAACGAGGCUUUACGAGAUUCUCUAGAUAAUAUAUACGAUGCCAAAGUGCCAAAAUUAUGGCUGAGGAGGUCGUGGUCGUCAUCCACAUUAGGUUUUUGGUUUACUGAGUUUCUGGAGAGAAACUCGCAGUUCUUCAACUGGUGUUUCACGGCGAGACCGAACUCAUUUUGGAUGACAGGCUUUUUUAAUCCUCAAGGUUUUUUAACGGCCAUGAGACAAGAAGUUACUCGUGCACACAAGGGAUGGGCUCUUGAUAUGGUGACUUUACACAAUGAUGUCACUAAGUUUAGUUACGAAGAAAUCAAAGCGCCUCCGCCAGAAGGUGUGUAUGUCCACGGUAUGUUCCUUGACGGUGCGGGCUGGGAUCGACGCAACAUGCGUUUGUGCGAAUCCACUCUUAAAGUUCUAUACGCUCCGCUGCCUGUCGUGCAUAUUUAUGCGAUCAACUCUACGGCGCCUAAAGAUCCCAAACUUUAUCACUGUCCUGUAUACAAGAAACCAUGUCGGACGGACUUAACUUUUAUUACGCCUCUUUGGCUGCCUACAAUAAAACACCCUGAUCACUGGAUCCUAAGAGGAGUUGCCAUAUUGUGCGAUAUUAAGUAA